Trematosphaeria pertusa is the source of this 1088-nucleotide messenger RNA. RefSeq names its product proteasome subunit beta type-3. The record is from RefSeq and is a predicted model, not a curated record. Gene Ontology annotation, cellular component: proteasome core complex, beta-subunit complex; proteasome core complex. The transcript has 4 exons. Lineage: Eukaryota; Fungi; Ascomycota; Dothideomycetes; Pleosporales; Trematosphaeriaceae. Gene Ontology annotation, biological process: proteasome-mediated ubiquitin-dependent protein catabolic process. Bases 121 to 738 code for a protein of 205 amino acids.
ACAUCACCAGCAGCUUCAUCACCACCGCCUCUUGCCCUUUCCUCCUUAACUUAGUCCCUCCGGUCCCUCGAAAUACAGCUGCUGAACUAAUCACACGCGUUCCCACGCACAUCCAUAGCCAUGUCUUCCCCGUUCUCAAUAAACGGCGGCGCCUGCGUGGCCAUGGUUGGCAAAGACUGCGUCGCGAUAGCCUGCGAUCUCCGCCUCGGAAUGCAAGCCCUUACCGUCUCCAACAACUUCCCCAAGAUAUUCCAAUACAGCGACGUAUACCUCGGUCUAACAGGCCUCGCCACCGACGUGUCCACCGUCUCCGACCUCUUCCGCUACAAAGUGAACAUGUACCGGCUACGCGAGGAGCGCAAUAUCUCGCCGCAGACCAUGGCCAACCUCGUCAGCUCGAGCCUGUACGAGCGGCGGUUCGGACCGUAUUUCGUGUCCCCAGUGAUUGCGGGCAUCAACCAGACAACGGGGAAGCCGUUUAUCUGCGGCUUCGAUAGCAUUGGGUGCAUUGACUUUGCGAAGGAUUUCAUCGUCAGUGGGACCGCGAGUGAUCAGCUAUUUGGUACUUGUGAGGGGCUGUGGGAGCCGGAUCUGGGCCCGGAAGACCUCUUCGAGACGGUCUCGCAGGCACUGCUCAACGCCGUCGACCGAGACGCACUAUCAGGCUGGGGCGCACACGUAUACAUCAUCGAGAAGGACAAGGUGACGAAGCGGUUACUGAAGGGAAGGCAGGACUGAGGUGGUCGUUGGCAUACAGGGCUGCUGGUUGAACGGACACAACAUAGUUUUGGAGUCAUGGAAGGAUAUGGACGCUGCCUAAAAGGCUUCGACAUGGCAAUGAUCGAGGGAUCAUAGACGAAGGCAUAGGUAUCAUUUAGACGGGAGCCUUCUCGAGGGUAGGCGGACCGCAUAGCUCCAAUGUAGCCUUCAGCCGUUGCUCUCAACGUUUCUGGUCGUUCCAAGUUGUUUGAUAGGCUAGUUACCAGUUGCCUGCCAUUCUGGGUCAGUACACAAUAGCUAUCAGCCCAGUUAGCCCUGCGACCAAUCUAGGAUACGCGUUAGGCGCGGUCCACGGCAAGAAUCGUCAC